GCGCGGCCUGCAGCGGAAGUGGGGGAAAAUUGUUGCUGAGAAAAUUAGAGCUUUAAUUUACAGCUGCAAUUGUGAUGUCGGAAAGUAACCUAAACAAAUGAACAGUUUAAGGAAUAACUGACAGUACUUUCUAUGCAACCAUCAAAGCAUUAAAUGUUUUCGCUUGGAUAGAUAAAAGACGUAACGGUCAUGGCUGGAACCUUGAUUCGACCUGACAGGAGUGCGAGGGGCACAGAAAGCUGGGUGCCGAAUGGCUCAAUGCUGACCUCCCAAGUACAUGCAGCUGCUGUUAAUGGAGACAAGUGUACAUUGCAUAAGCUCAUAGCAGCAAAUCCAGAUUUAAAAGAUACAGAGGACCAGUUUGGCCGGACGCCACUGAUGUAUUGUGUGCUUGCUGACAGAUUGGACUGUGCUGAAGCACUCCUUAAAGCUGGAGCUAAUGUCAACAAAGCAGAUCGCAGCCAGAGGACAGCUUUACAUCUUGCAGCACAGAAGGGAAAUUAUCGCUUCAUGAAGGCAUUGCUUGGACGGCGUGCAAAUUGGAUGCAGAAGGAUCUUGAAGAGAUGACUCCACUUCACUUAGCUACUCGGCACAAAAGUCCUAAGUGUUUGGCUUUGCUGCUUAAAUUUAUGGCCCCUGGAGAAGUGGACACCCAAGAUAGAAACAAGCAAACAGCACUACACUGGAGUGCCUACUACAAUCAUCCAGAACACGUGAAGCUGCUGAUAAAACAUGAUUCCAAUAUAGGCAUUCCUGACAUUGAAGGCAAAAUUCCACUACAUUGGGCUGCCAGUAACAAAGAUGCCACAGCUAUUCACACAGUAAAAUGUAUUCUGGAGGCUGCUCCUACUGAAUCACUACUGAACUGGCAAGAUUAUGAAGGGCGAACACCACUGCACUUUGCUGUUGCUGAUGGAAAUGAAGCUGUGGUUGAUGUAUUAACCAUGUAUGAAGGAUGCAAUAUAACAUCCUAUGAUAAUUUGUUUCGAACUCCUCUACACUGGGCAGCUUUAUUGGGUCAUGCCCAAAUAGGAUAUCUUCUGCUAGAAAGAAACAAGUCAGGUACUAUUCCAUCAGAUAGCCAAGGAGCCACACCACUGCAUUAUGCUGCUCAGAGCAAUUUUGGGGAGACUGUCGAGGUAUUCUUGAAUCAUCCAUCGGUGAAAGAUGACCCGGACCUGGAAGGGCGCACCGCUUUUAUGUGGGCUGCUGGGAAGGGCAGUGAUGAUGUACUCCAAACCAUGCUGAGAGUCAGAGCAGACAUCGACAUCAACAUGGCAGAUAAAUACGGAGGAACAGCUCUGCAUGCUGCAGUCCUCGGGGGUCACGUCAGCACAGUGAAGCUGCUGUUGGAACACGGGGCACAGGUAGAUGCUAUGGAUGUGAUGAAACAUACACCACUCUUCCGUGCUUGUGAGAUGGGCCAUAAAGAGGUGAUCCAGACACUUAUUGAAGGGGGUGGCAGAGUGGACUUGCUUGACCAAGAUGGCCAUAGUCCUUUACACUGGGCUGCCCUGGGAGGAAAUGCAGAUGUCUGUCAGAUCCUGAUUCAGAAUCUAAUCAACCCUAAUGUUCAGGAUUUUGCUGGGAGAACUCCCUUGCAGUGUGCUGCAUAUGGAGGCUACAUCAACUGUAUGGCGGUGCUCAUGGAAAACAAAGCUGAUCCCAAUAUACAAGACAAGCAGGGACGAACGGCACUACAUUGGUCCUGCAACAAUGGUUAUCUGGAUGCUGUGAAGCUUUUGUUAAAUUAUAAUGCCUUUCCUAAUCACAUGGAGACAAAUGAAGAAAGGUUCACUCCUCUUGAUUAUGCGCUGCUUGGAGAACAUCAAGAGGUGAUCCAGUAUAUGCUGGAACAUGGAGCACUCUCUAUUGCUGCCAUUCAGGACAUUGCUGCUUCCAAAGUCCAGGCUGUUUAUAAAGGUUAUCUGGUUCGUAAGGCUUUCCAAGAAAGAAAAAAUCUUCUCAUGAAACAUGAACAACUUCGAAAGGAUGCUGCCAAGAAACGUGAGGAGGAGAGUAAAAGGAGGGAGGCAGAGUUUCAAAAAGAAAAGAGACUGGAAUCUGAGUUAAACGUACAACAAGAAGUUGGAAAUUUUAAUUGCCAUAUUCCCAAUGUUUGUUCAAUAAGUGAAACGUGUUCCUCAGCAGCCAUUGUUUCAGAGGGUGGUCAAAUGGAGCAUAAAAUUAACGAGGAUUCAAAGAGACUAUCUAAAAGUAGAUUAGAAGAGAAAGGUUGGAGGAGCACAGACACCAUUCAGAGCCAGCCACCAUCUGCAAAAAGAGAGAUGAAAAGAAGAAAAGAUCAUCACAGGAAAAGUUCCAAAAAUAAGCUCAAUAAUCACCAGCAGUUCAGUGAACAAAAUGUCUCUGGUGAACUGCAUGGUUCCAGACAACUUACGCCUUCAGAAAGAGGUGACAGAACUGAGAAUUAUAAAAAGACUCCUGAAAGUACCAUUAGACUCACUGGUGGUGGAUCAAAACCUGCUGUCCUUCGAUCAGCCAGUGCAAUAAAACAUCUAGUGAAACAGCAGAGUGCGUCUCCAUUACCUUGUAGCAGACAUAAAAAGAAAUCUGACUGUCAGGAGCUUGGAGUAGGACUAAAAAAUGGUCGAUUUUCACCUGCUGGUUCAAGCCGACCUGGAAGUGCCAAACCUAUUGUAAGCAAUAUUGACAAUACUAGCCAUAUUGGCAGCCAGACCUCAGAGAGCAUUACUCCUGCUUUGCAUUCUCCAAUUUCCCCAAAGCCUAAAAUUAGCAAUUCUACUGCAACAGCUGGAUCCAAUGCAAAACAUAAUACCAUUGAAAAAGCAUCUCAGGACAGAACUGGAAUUUCUCAAUCUCUCAUCUCUCAAAGCUGUUCAUGCACUCAGCCGAGUCAUCAAAGUUCAGAGAUUCUGCUUAUUCCUUUGGAAGUCCGGGUACAAAUGGUGGAAAAGGAAAGACUCAGAAAAGAGCUUUUUCGAAAGAAGAAUAAUGCAGCAACAGUAAUUCAGAGAGCUUGGAAAAGUUACAGAGUACGCAAGAGGUUGCUCCUGCUCUUUCAUUGGCAACGUCAGAAUGGGGAUGGCGUUGAUGAGAUGUGGAAGCAGGAGAUGGCUGCCUUCAUCAUCCAGGUAGCCUGGAGGAAGUUUCUAAGGAGCGGUGUCCAGAAUGUCAUUUCCACGAAAAGCAGCCAGACAUUCAGCUCUGGGAGCUCAGGUGUUGGGACAGCGAAGCAGCGCUCAGUAUUAAAGCAAAUUUAUGGGAAACCUCAGGAAGAGAAAGGGCACAAUUCACAACGAUUGUUCCCUCUCAGAAAUAAUCAAGUAUCUGUCCGGAACUCCUCUGGAACCCCUGUGAAAAGCAUGUUUCGAAGAGUCAGAUCAGCCUGCAGUACAUCUCUGGGUUCUAGGAAUCAUUCCCAGGUUAUGCUUGGCUUGACCUCCUUCAGCGGGCACAAUCACUUGAGUAACCUUCAAAAUGUUCAGCUCCUGGGAAACACUGGAAAUUCUAAACAGUUCUCUUACAACAUGCGACCACACACAUCAGGGAUGACGCAUAAAACUAGACCCAAAGAAUAAUGCAACAACACAGGACUGUAUCGUUGGAUAUGGUGUGAGAAUGUGCUCAUCUCAGCCCCUUUGAUUGUACGGGUACUCCUGGAGAAAAGUAGGGAAGAAGCAAGCAUCCCUACACUUAUACGUGGGCCUGCUGAUUUAAAGAGCAAAUUUGGGACACAUUCUUAAGGAUAUUCCAGGAUGAAAAUCACUGAGUAUACCAAAGGAGAUUAAAACUCUUAUGAGAUCAGCUGGCUGAAACCACAGAAGCUGUGCGACAGAAAGCAGCCAUUCACUCUAUUGUGCCCGUUGUCAGCGAUCUGAAAGAUGGAUGUACCUGUUUCCAUCACUUUGCUCUUCUCCCAUUCCAUUUAAACAUUUUCAGAGAUGUGUCCGUGUAUACAGACCAUUCCAGAAUACUUAACAAUGUCCAAAUACAAAAGUAAUCUCACCAGCUCUUCUGUUCAUUUGAAAAUCUAGCUGCAGGUUCUUUAAGAUAUCAAUUCAGUACCCAGUAGAAACAGGUUUCCUUAUCUACCUCAAGAUAUUGCAUGCCUAUCUGGCCUUUAAGAGUCAAUUUUCCUAGUCUCACAACUAAAGCUUCUCAACUCCAAUUUUAUCUUACAGCACCUGAAAAAUGCCACAAGAGGCAUUUACUAAUACCUCUUUGUUUUUGUACUUUAAUUGCUAGUUGUAAAACCAAAGAUAGUAAUCUUAAAAACUUUUCUAAGUUUUCAAUAAUUUAAUCUGACCUCUUAACUUUUUAAACAUUGUUGCUCAUUAACUCCUUUGAAAGCUUUUUUCAGUUAAUUUGUAUUCUCCCGUCUUAUAAAAUAUUUCACUUCAGGCUUGUUAAAACAGUUGCUUGAUUACAUAGCACAGAGAAAAGUCUUUUGGCCCAUCUUAUUCAUGUAGGCUAUCAAAUACCUAUUGAUGAUAUUCCCAUUUUCCUGCACAUGGCUUGAAGCCAUAAUCUAUAUAUGUUCUUCUGAAUGUAUUCUCAGAUCAGAGCAAUGUAGUACUCCUACUUAGCCAAUGUAACUGCUUUCAAAACGUGCAUCUGCGGAUGUGGUAUACAGCACUGUUAAUACGGCACACUUGGGACUUCAGUGGUGGACUGAUGAUAAAGCAGGAAAUGGCACCCUGGGAAGUGCACAGGACAUGGGGCUAAGGCAAGUGUAAAGGAAGUGUGGGAUUCAGCAGCCUACUGGGUAUGAAAGGAGCAUGAGAGAUGGAGUUCCAGUGAGCACAGGAAGAAAGAUUCUGGUGAGCUUAAAGGAAAGGUGGGAAACAUCAUGUGAGUCAGAUAGCACAUUAUUGAGCCUUCUGAAUAAUUGGACAGCAGAUGAUCAGAGUUUUAUUAAUAUAUACAAAUUAUGUAGUUCUCAUUUUGCAGACAUGAUAAAUCUUGAUUAUUUCAGCUCUUUACUAUAAUCUACAAUCAAUCCUUCUGUUUUGGCCUUAUCUCAAAACACUGAUUCUUUCACUUCAAAUAUUAAUGCUAAAAAAACUUCUUUAUGGAUGCAGUGUUUUCCAUGUGAAUGAAGUUUGCCAUGUUGUGGACAUUAAAUGUUAAUGCUUUGCUGAUGCUGUCUGACCUCCUAUUGAUUUCUAAUACCUUUUUUUCACUUUUCCAGUGUCUGAUUUUUAUUUUUUAAACCCUUUAAUCAAGCUAGUUAACUUCUCAUAAUACUGUUCUAUUGAGAACAUGGGCACUGUCAUAUCUCGACAAAGAACUCUGAUCAAGGUAGGUACUAUGAACCUAAACUUCUCCUUUCAACAUACUGUCUGCAGUUCUAUGUUAAUUAUGGAACGUAAUUAUAAAGUGAGAAUUUCAGGAAUCCAGGUUCUGGGAUCAAAAACCUUCUCUCAUCUUUUUGUUGAUCCCCUGUUCCAAUUCCUACCUCUGUGAAAAGGCAUCCAUCUCCCUUCCUCAAUCUGCAUCGUGAGAAUGAUUUCAGACAGCCAUCCAUUUUCUUAAUACUUCUGAGGUAACUUUGCACGAGCAAUUAUAGGCAUUCCCUGCACAUGGUCCUUUAUAUAUUUAGUAUUUUAAUACUUAGUUUAAUUAUAGAUCAACUGCAAUCCAAAGCUGAACUCCCAUUUAGCUCCUUUUUAGUUUUUUUAAUUCUUAGGAUGGAUUUAUUAUUAAUUAAAAUGAAUUUUACAUAAUAAUAACUGCAGCAUAUAAUGAUAGAAUUCUUAUUCAGACCAGUUAGACAAUCAAUGUAUUAGGUACUCAAGUCAUAUAAGGGCUCAGGCAAAUUAAAGUUCCUAAUAGUGAACAGUUAACAUAAAAGGCAAAAUAACAUGUAGAAUCUAUAGUUGUUCUAUAUGCAUCUCCAUCGAGACUCAUUCAAUCUGCCUUUUCAGUGGAAUUUAUUUUUAAGUGACAUAUUUGAGACCAUCCAUAAAUCGAAGCAUUUUCUCUCAAAGUCAUGAAACAGAAAAGAAUUCCCAAGAAUAAUUAUGAAAUAUUAUUGAUGACCUCUUAAUAGCUCACCCUUCAGGUAGCCAAAGCACCUAGUGUUCAGUACGUCACCUCAAAUGCCUUUUAACACCUGCUUCAUUGAAGAUAGACUGAAUACUGUCAAUAGCUUGAGCAUGGAAUACUACAAAAUAUAACUCCUUAAAAUAACUGGGCUCAAAAUUGUUAUGGCUUUGGCACACACAUUUAUGCUCGAUUCAACCUUUUUGUAAGUCAAUUACAAUCAGGCAAAAAAAAAACCUCUAUGCUAUAUUCUUAAAAUCUUAUGUCUUUUGGUUUACAUGUUUUUAAAUGACAACAGAAUAAUCUGGAAAUUUAAGCAUACUUAUCUAACUCUCAUAUAAUUUGCAGUACAAUAUCAAUAUGGUUUUAUUAUGUUCUGGCAAUUAUGAUAGAAUGGAUUGUUAUUCCUAUUGCAUAAGAUCUCCUGAACUCUUCAUGUGCAAGCACCAACUAUAAACAGUUUAUUACACUACAAAUGCAUUUCACACACCU
This is a messenger RNA of Hypanus sabinus (Atlantic stingray), 6523 nucleotides long. It is a transcript of the gene invs, whose product is annotated as inversin. The record is from RefSeq and is a predicted model, not a curated record. Gene Ontology annotation, molecular function: protein binding. Bases 190 to 3564 code for a protein of 1124 amino acids. Gene Ontology annotation, biological process: protein localization to ciliary inversin compartment. Gene Ontology annotation, cellular component: ciliary inversin compartment. The transcript is spliced from 19 exons. Lineage: Eukaryota; Metazoa; Chordata; Chondrichthyes; Myliobatiformes; Dasyatidae.